This is a messenger RNA of Setaria italica (foxtail millet), 618 nucleotides long. Its product is annotated as LOB domain-containing protein 24. The transcript is spliced from 2 exons. The record is from RefSeq and is a predicted model, not a curated record. The coding region runs from base 1 to 618 and encodes 205 amino acids. Lineage: Eukaryota; Viridiplantae; Streptophyta; Magnoliopsida; Poales; Poaceae.
AUGUCGAAGAGCACGGAGGCUGGCAGGAGUGGCAGCAGGCGGUGCGCCGCGUGCAAGAACCUGCGCAGGAAGUGCGCCCAGGACUGCAUCCUCGCUCCCUACUUCCCGGCAUCGGAUCCCCAGCGAUACGGCUGCGUGCAGAGGGUCUUUGGCGCCAGCAACAUCGCAAGAAUGCUCCAGAUACUAAUGCAAGAUUUGGCAAAAAGUUGCGAAGUAAUGGGCGUGCCAUUUCUGGUCGUGUACAUGCAGAGCCUCCCUGCCCACGAGCGCGGCAAGGCAGCGGACACGAUAGCGGCGGAGGCGCGCUGGCGGGUGCAGGACCCGGUGUACGGCUGCGCCGGGAUCGUGGGCCGGCUCCAGGGAGAGAUCAAAGCCGCGCAGUGCGAGCUGGCCUGGACCCGGGCCCAGAUCGCCGUGCACGCCGCGGCGGCGGCUCGCCCGCGGCCGGCGGUGGACGCCCGGCUGAGCGCGCCGGCGCAGGCCGCUCCGCCUCCGCAGCAGCAGCAGCAAGGCGACGCGCUGGUGAUGCAGCUGGACCCGUUCCAGGGGUUGGAUGCCUUGCUCAUCGAUGAUUACCGCGUGGCGCGUGGUCGUCGAUCUGGGUUGAUGAUGAGAUGA